Molecule: messenger RNA, 2341 nt
Organism: Salvia splendens (bonfire salvia)
Lineage: Eukaryota; Viridiplantae; Streptophyta; Magnoliopsida; Lamiales; Lamiaceae
Product: interactor of constitutive active ROPs 3
Exons: 4
Coding region: 237-2075 (612 amino acids)
Source: RefSeq, a predicted model, not a curated record
CCCUUUUAUAGGUGUGAUUGCCUCGUGACUGCAUUUAUUCUGCACGCCUACUAUUCUUGAUCAUUGAGUUUGAGUUCUUGCACCUUACCAUUUAUUACACUCCUUUUCAUCACAACACCCUUCUUCUGUCCGUAUUUUGCGUGAAGACUAGGCUGUGUGGUAGGAAGCAUUUAAGGACCUGAAUCAUUUUUUUCUUUUACUACAUUCAAUUUACUCUGUCACCACUGGUUAAGAAUAUGCAGACCCCCAAAGCAAGAAGCAGUCGUUCGGGCGCACCACAGAAGAGUUCUCCUCGAUCUAUAUCCUCGGAGGCAUCUCCCAAAAGCUCCUCUCCUCAAACUGUAUCAUCAGAAGCUCCCCAAAAGGUUUCUCCGAGGGUAGUGCGUCACCUCAAGACAGGGCCGCGUUUCUUAGACCCUACCGCAUCUUCAUCAAACCAAGCAAACCGAGCACCAAAAGAGAGAAGUCCUAAAAUAGCCGAUCGCAAAUCCCCUAAAAGCCCGCUCUCUGAGAAGAAGCGGCCUAGCAAAAUACCUGAGCUCGAGAGACAGAUUUCUCAGCUUGAACAUGAUCUGGAAGUUGUCAAGGAUCAAUUAAUCUCUACGGAAGCACAGAAGAAGCAAGCGCAGAAAGAUGCCGAGGAGUCUAACCACCAGCUCUCGGCCCUGUCUUUGAAGCUCGAGGAGUUGCAGAAACACCUCUUGGAGCAGCCAUCUUCGGAGGAACAAAAGUUGGGCUCACCAUCUGAACUUGAGGCUUUCAAGAAGCAGAGCUCUCAUGAUUCGGCUGCACUAGCAUCUGCGUUGGAUGAAAUCACGCAACUUAAGAUUCAGCUUGAGACGGUAGCUGUGUCCGAGGCCCCUCAAGCUAAUCACUCGGAAUCUGAGCAAAACGACCUCCUUAAAUUGAAAGAGAAGUUAUCUGAUACACUCUUGAUCGUGGAAGAAAUGAAACAGCAGGUAAUGUAUAGCAAAGAAUCUGAAGCUCAGGCUCAGGCACUCGUUGGAGAGACUCUGGUGCAACUGGAAACGGCCAAGAAGAUGGUGGAGACGCUGAGGUCGGAUGGACUAAAGGCCACUGAAGCUUAUAAAGCCAUUGCUUCUGAACUGGAGCAGUCGAGAGCUCGUGUUAAUUUCUUGGAAGAUCUUGUGAGCAAACUCCAGGCGGACAUCAGUAGUGGUGGCUACAAACAGACUCAAGGCAAAGGCGAAGGUGAAAUGGAGGUUGGUUCUUUGAAACUCGAAGUUGAGCAGUUGAGAUCGGAUUUAGAAGCCCAUGAGAUAAGAUACAAUGAAGAACGAAGCCGUAGUGUGGAGAAGAUACAGGAUGCUAUGGAAAUGGUGGAGAAGUUCAAAUCCGCUUCGAGUCAGAGAGUGUCUGAGCUGGAAAAGGAGCUACGGAGAUCCAAAUAUGAGAUCGAGGAGCUCAAGGCGAACCUGAUGGACAAGGAGACGGAACUGCAAGGUAUAUGUGAGGAGAACGAGGGCCUCACCAUGAAGCUUGAGAGCUCCGUGUCAGGGCAGAGGGAGAUUGAGCUGGAGAAGAAGUUCCAUGAGUCAAAGACCGAGUUAGAUACUCUGAAGGCUAGUUUGGCACAGAAGGAGGUAGAGUGGCAAUGCACAAUAAAGGAAAACGAAAAACUGAAGGAAAUGAUGAAUGGCAGAAGGAGUGAGGAAGUUGGUGACUUGGAGUCGGAUAGGGCUGCAGAGAGUGAGGCGGCCGUGAGGGCGAGCUACAUGGUGAAGGAAAUAGAGAAGAGUAACAAGAAAGCGGCGAGAGUGGGGGAGCAGCUGGAGGCGGCACAAGCAGCGAAUGCAGAGAUGGAAGCUGAGCUGAGGAGGGUGAAAGUGCAAUCGGAUCAAUGGAGGAAGGCUGCGGAGGCUGCUGCUGCAAUGCUGUCGGCAGGGAACAACGGGCAGAUAAUGGAGAGAACGGGGUCCAUGGACAGUCAUUACAGCCCACAGACAGGGAAGAUAAGCUCGCCUUAUGCCGACGAUCUUGAUGAGGAGUUGAAGAAGAAAAAUGCCAACAUGCUGAGGAGGUUUGGGGUGUUGUGGAAGAAGCCACAGAAAUAGGAGGGAGCAAUGAGCAUCAUUGAUUAAUCUUUACGGUGGUUUUCUUUAGGCAUCCACAUCUUUUGGUAUCUUGAACCAUAUUAUUCUGUGUAAGCAUAUGACAACCAUUUAUGUUAUAUAUCUUCAGUCAAAAGGAGCUGUAAAAUCAAUCUGUGUGCGUGUGUGUGUGUUUCUGAUAGAGUUUCUCAUGAAGAUGCAUGUAAUUUUUUGCUGGCUCUCUCUCUCGCCAGUUUAUUUUAUAUAAUUCUGUGAUUGGUAUUGGCAAA